Anarrhichthys ocellatus (wolf-eel) is the source of this 4265-nucleotide messenger RNA. Its product is annotated as slit homolog 1 protein-like. Gene Ontology annotation, molecular function: protein binding. The transcript is spliced from 2 exons. The record is from RefSeq and is a predicted model, not a curated record. NCBI's taxonomy places the organism in Eukaryota, Metazoa, Chordata, Actinopteri, Perciformes, Anarhichadidae. Bases 60 to 3659 code for a protein of 1199 amino acids.
UUGCAGGCACCUUGUGGACGACACUCAUCCUCUUCACACUGCCACACCUCACCUGCAACAUGCCCUGCCCCGGCUGUUGCCUGUACAAAUCAAAUGAAGUCCUGUGUUUCAGCGACACCAUCACAGAUAUACCAAAGCAGCUGUCUGUCCACACAUACACACUGCGGCUUGAUCAAACAAACAUGAACAUCAUAAAUGAGCAGAGCUUGGCGAACAAGAAGCUCCUGUUGCGUUUCAGUCUGACUCGCAGCCGGCUACACACUAUCCAUCCCAGAGCCUUUCACGUUGCUCCACAGCUCAAGUCUGUACAGCUGUCGUCCAAUGAUCUCUCUGCCUUCCCUGCUCGAGUCUUCAGUCCAUUGACCACUCUGGAGGAGCUGUAUUUAGAUAGAAACCAGUUGGAGAGCAUAGCUCCGGAUAUGUUUAAAGGACUUGUUCAGUUGCAGAAACUGGACUUGAGCGCUAACAGAGUGAGCAGUCUUGCUUCACAUGUUUUCUAUGGACUGACAAGCCUCACCUUCCUGAACCUUGGCAGGAACUCCAUCAAGAAACUUCCACCAACCAUUUUUCAUGAUUUGACUAAUCUUGGCAUGCUCAUGAUCUAUAACAACGAACUAAAGGUGCUAGAAGCUGGGAUUUUUGAUGAACUUGUCAACCUUGUGGUGCUAAAAAUUCAUCAGAACCAGAUAACCAGCCUCCCACCUCAGGUGUUCUGGUCACUGAGGAACCUGGAGAACCUGACUCUGUCCUCCAACCAACUUCAGACGAUCCCGGAAAAGAGUUUCUACAACAUGCCCAAGUUGAUCCAGCUUACCAUUUACAAGAAUCCGCUAUUAUCUCUACCAGACCAGCUAAUGGGUCACAUGCCUGACAUGACUGUCUUUUAUCUGUAUAACACCAGCCUCACCACUGUUCCUGGAAACUUGUUCGCCAACAUGUCUGGACUCCAGAAUCUUAACUUACAUCUUAAUAUCAAGCUGAGGGAGUUGCCCUCAGACCUCUUCUGCUGCGUUCCCAAUCUUGAGCAGCUGUCAUUGAAAUCCAACGACCUCCAUUAUCUACAUCCUCAGCUGUUCUCCAGACUGACCACACUGGGCAUGCUGUGUCUUAAUGACAAUAAGCUGCAGAGCCUUUCAGAUAACAUUUUUCAGGGCCUUGAACAGGUUUUGACGGUUAAUUUGACGAAUAACAGCCUCAAGAAUCUUCCAGGAGAUAUUUUCUUGUCAAACACAGUUUUGAGUGAUCUUACGCUGAGUGGCAACCCCUGGAACUGUGUUUGUAGUAUCAGCGGUAUUGCCAAAUGGAUAAGACAUAAUGAGCAUGUGGUUCUUGACAGAGAUGAUGUGAUAUGUCAUAGUCCAACGUACCAACAGCUCCGAACCGUUGGCUCCCUGCGUGAUGAGGAGUUAUUUUGCGAUGGUACAACGUUCAGGACUUUUUUUUCUUCACAUAAGCCGAUGAAACCGUUUCACACCAGUGAACAAACACCAGCUGUAGCUUCAACAACCGCAAUGCCUACAACAAGAUCAACCACCAUUCAAAUAGCUACCCAACAAGUCACCAUCCAAACAAACACUCCAACUGCAAAACCUUCUGCCUUACAUACAACGAUCCCACCAACAACUCUCCAAUCUCCCACCACCACUCUGCCUAACGAGGAGUUUCUUCUUAUAACCGAGACUCCCUUGUCUUAUUACUUGUCACCUACUUUCCAUGACACAUUGGUGGUUGAACAGGGGCCCGAGUUUGUUCACCACAACCGUCUCAAGGGCUUGGUGUACGUGUGGUUUCUGCCCUCGGAUGCAGCCUUGACCGGGCUCCUCAUGUUCUGCCACAUCCUUCUUGUGGCCGCAGGCUUGUUCCUCAUUCUUGCUGCCAUGUUUUGCAUGUAUCUCCUCAACAAGACGAUGGAUGAGCUGAAGGAUGAGUUUGAACAUCCUCCAGGAAUGGACCUGCCCCUGACACUUCAUGUGCUCCUACUUCUCUGUUCGAUCAAUGCUGUUGUUUGGGCGUGUCCGGAUGACUGCAAAUGUCAAGAAACCAAAAUCCUCUGCAGUGGCCUCUCAGAUUUCCCCACAUCUGUGCCCUCAUCUACCACAUUCCUCUACUUCUCCAAUUGCACUAUCUAUUUCUUGAAACCAGAACACUUAAAUGAUUUUUCUAACGCCCUUAGCGUCCUUGUGAUUAAAGACACUGUUUUGAGGGAAGUGCACACUGGCACAUUUAAUUCCACUCCGAACAUAAGUGCCAUCGGGUUUAUUACCACCGAACUGCAAGAUCUUCCUGAGGCCGUGUUCCAAAAUCUACAGAAACUUAAGACUUUGAAUCUAAAUGGCAACAAGCUCCUCGUACUCCGACCUCACUGGUUUUCCCGGUUGGCAGAGCUGAAAAACCUUGACCUCAGUAAGAAUCUUUUCAAUUCCGUACCUGUGGAAACUUUUCACCCUCUUACUGAGCUGGAAUACCUUUUUCUUUCGGGAAACAAUAUCAGUCAACUACCUAGAGAGACAUUCAAUGGGCUAUCUAAGCUGAAAGUCUUACGGGUUAAUAAGAAUUUGCUACACGAACUCCCCCUUGGCAGUUUGGAUGACCUUGGCAACCUGGAGGAACUAUCCCUACAUGACAAUCUUAUCACUCAUCUCCACCAUGACCUGUUCUCCAAGACUUUGAAACUCCAGAAGCUGUUCCUCUCCAACAAUAGGCUCACAUCUCUUCCACAAGGGAUCUUCUUAAACCUGCCCCUUCUUUCCCAGAUCUCCCUGUAUGAAAACCAGCUGAAGAGUCUGGGACCAGGAGUGUUUGGGCCCAUGGCGCUGCAAGAGUUGUGGCUGUAUGACAACAAGCUGAGCCGUGUGGAGGAUGACACAUUCAGGAACCUGACUCAGUUGCGUCUCCUGGUGCUCAGUCGCAACCAGAUCAGCUCUGUAUCCACAAGGGCCUUUGCAGGGUUGGAGCAGCUGGGAGAGAUAUCACUUCACACCAAUCUGCUCACAACCCUGCAACCUGGGGUUUUCCAAGGUUUGCCAAGUCUGGUCAACAUUUCCCUAGAGCACAACGCCAUCAGCUCCCUACCACCGGGUUUUCUACAAGGCCUGAUCAACCUGGGACAGAUAGACCUGCAAAAUAACUCCCUUCCCAACCUGCCACAGAAGAGUCUAGAUGCCCUCACUGUAGCAAAGGAGGUUCUCUUGCAGCAGAACCCCUGGAGGUGUGACAAGGAUAUUCUGCCACUCAGAGAAUGGCUGAGAAAGCACCCAUUCAAGGUCAACCAAACUCUUGUAGUGUGUGAAACACCUUUCAGUCUGAAUGGUGAGACCAUUGUUUUGCUGGCAGAUGAGAACUUCCUGCCUCUCAACUCUACAGAGGAGCCUGUGUUGACCUCGACUGAGUUGAAGAGGAAACCCCACACUCCUCCAACUAGACAAAGCACUUCCUCACCUGCGGUCAAGACCACCCCCACAUCAGAGCACGAAGAGGUCACCAGUGGAGGCCAAGGAGAGACGGGAACAACUUCUAAUGAUAUUUCGAUCAUCCUCAUCCUCAUUGCUGUAGUGGCCACUGUCAUCAUCAGCACUGUCAUCAUCAGCUGUGUGUGUUGGAGGAGGAACAAGAGAGGCAGCGGAAAUAUAGGCCGCAGUAAUAAGAACUCUGUGCUGUAGCUUAGACCACCCAAUGUUAGCAACCCAAAAACUUUUAAAGCCAAGGGAAAGUACUCACUGAUUACUGUGGUUUACUUGGAAAAUGUGACGCUCCUAGAGUCUCAAAGGCAACAGAAAGAACCACUUCGGCUCCAUUCAGAUGUAACAGCUAGAACAAACAAGUCAACUUUUGAAUUCAUUAGCUUUCCAUUUUUAAUGAUCAAAUGUACCAGCCAGCAUCCCUCUUCAUGUGUGCUGUAAAAAUAGAACAGACAUUGCAUGUACUAAUGGUAAAAACAGUUAUGGUGCCAUCUUGUGGGCAACCUGGAUAUUUUGGUGAAUGUGAGCUCCGAUGCACUGAAAAAGUGUACUUCUUACAGUAGAAUUAAAACUGCAUGCAGUAUUAGUAUUCCAUUUUUCAGAAUUAGUAAUUGCAGUUUGACUAUGUGUGUUUGUGCUAACAACAAUACAUUGAGGAGACAGUUUUACUAUCCAAAUGGCUAUCCAUGAAAAAUCAAAACAUGUCAUUUUGACUCCACUGUAAUACAAUUCAUCUAAUGGUUUUGACACUUACAAUGCAAAAUGCUACUAUACAUUGAAUAAAUGCACUACUUUUAGUGAAAACAA